AACAACAACAACAACAACACACCCAUCCAGUAGUGAACACACAGUCACAUAGAUAAGCCUUCAAACGCAUCAGCUUCAACACAUAUCACCAUCUCUUCUACGCCGUUGACUUAUCAAGCUCAUCGAUACGUCAACAUGUGCCAACUCAACAUCAUCUAUUGGCCCAAAUGCUGUGGCAGACGCGAAAGAAUGUUAAAUUCCCCUUGCAAUGACGCUCGCAACUUCCCCGAAGGCCAGUGCUUCUCUCCGGCGCGAGAGGAGCUGGUUACCCGGGAUUAUCCUUGCCAUUACUGUAUAGUCCAAGCCAGCCAAGCACAAAUGGAAGAAUGGGAGCCAGACGCAGACAAGAGGAGAUUCUUGAUCCUAGAGGCCCCCACUAUAAUUGAAAAGAUUGAGACUGAGCCAAGAGAUAAAGAAAGGCGAUCAUAUCAGAGGGCUCUGAAUACUGGGCGGGCGAUAGCGAUUAUGAACCAGAGGAAGGCGGAAAAGGCCGCAGCAAAGGCCAAGCCAAGAACGCCUACGCAAGAAGAUUCCAUGGAAAUUGACGAAGCUGGCUCUUCUGCACAAGGCGGCAAGGCAGCUGGCAAUUAGCAGGAUCAGCCCAUUUAGACAUUCUGUCAUUAGCGCCCCUUUGUGGCUGCUCCAACUUCAUAGCAGGCCUGUAGCUUGACUAGACUCUAGCUUUUAGACACUGAAAAAAUCAGACUUCGUUG
Messenger RNA from Colletotrichum godetiae, 713 nucleotides. RefSeq lists its product as uncharacterized. The transcript has 2 exons. Lineage: Eukaryota; Fungi; Ascomycota; Sordariomycetes; Glomerellales; Glomerellaceae. The coding region runs from base 136 to 591 and encodes 151 amino acids. The record is from RefSeq and is a predicted model, not a curated record.